Molecule: messenger RNA, 984 nt
Organism: Neocloeon triangulifer
Lineage: Eukaryota; Metazoa; Arthropoda; Insecta; Ephemeroptera; Baetidae
Exons: 5
Coding region: 3-845 (280 amino acids)
Source: RefSeq, a predicted model, not a curated record
GAAUGUUGAAGCACAUCAGAAUACUUUCGUUUUGGGGUCUGAUGACGCUGGUCGCGUCCGGGGCAGUUCGAAACGACGCCCGGCCAACAUCAGGCUCAUUAGUCAAAUUCGAAGACCAGCAACAACAAGCCGCCGAGGAAAAAGUGAUGAGUCCCUACGGCACGUCCGGCGGCGUUUCGUCGGCCCCGAUGAAAACCGUUUACAAGCCCAUGAAGUUUGACGGCUCCUCCGGCGGCGCCGCUGCCGCGGCUUCGGCCAAUUACCCGUACAACUAUGAAGAGGCGGCGCCGGCCAGCACCUUCCACGCAGCCACCUACAACGAGCCACCCUACCAUUACGGUGGAAAAACCGCCUACAUCUCGCCCCACAAGUUUGGCCACGGAAAAUUUGACGUCCAUAAUGGUCUGAGCCACAACAGCCCGUGGAGAAAAAUCAUCAGAGUGCUGACGGCUGCCAUCCCCAUUGGUCUCUUUCUCGCUGCCCUGCCACCAAAUGUUGUCAACAUCAACGCAACACAAAGUGUGAAGCCUUUGGGAACAUUCCAAAAGCAGCGUUCAACUGAAGAGGGUCCUGUCAUUGAGAGCUUCCCCGUUUUGGACAUGAUUGAAAGUCGAGGCGGCCUCAGGGCAUUGGAAGACGCCGACUGCGAGGCCAAUUUGUUCUGCGAAAUCGCCAGACUCGGACGAGAGGCUAACGCCAACUCUGUGCAGAGAGGGUUCUGGAGCGUGGUCAAUGACACUCCUGACGCACUAAGUGAGCUGCUCGGCGUCAAGGAACUAUUCAAAGCAAUCAGAACAGACGCUUGCCAAAUCUACAAGUGCCCCACACAGAAGAACAAAGAAUAAACUUUGUUAUUUUAUUUAUUAGUGAUAUUAUUAUGUAUUAUUAAACUCAAUCCAAUGAAUUUAUAGCUCAAGAAAAACAUUCAAAAUGUGAUGUUAAAAAAACACAAAAAUUUCCAAUAUGCUAAAGAAAUUUUAAUAA